GAAAUGUCCUCUGGGAUCCUGAACUGCAGGUUCUACAGGGCCAAGUUCCCUGCACCUGAUGAGUUAGUCAUGGUCACCAUAAAACAGAUCGAAGACAUGGGCGCUUACGUGCAGCUCCUUGAAUACAACAACAUCGAAGGUAUGAUCCUGAUGGGUGAGUUGUCGCGUAGGAGAAUCAGAUCAAUCAACAAACUGAUCCGAGUGGGCAGGAACGAAGCUGUCGUCGUAGUGAGGGUAGACCCCGUUAAAGGAUACAUUGAUUGUUCUAAACGGAGAGCUAGUCCCGAAGACAGAGACCUUUGCCACAGCAAACACGCCAAGGGCAACAAAAUCAACCUCAUCCUCAGAAACGUCGCACAGAAAUUACAGUACAAAGAAGACAACCAACUAGAAGAGCUAUACAGCAAGAGUGCGUGGUACUUUGACGAGAAGUUCAAGCAAGAUAAUGCCUCGUUCGAGUGGUUCAAGAAAGCGGUCGCUGACUCUUCAGUUUUGGAUGAGUGCCCACUUGACAAUAAUGUGCGAGAAGUUUUGCUAGCCGAGAUCCAGAGGAGACUGGCGCCCAACCCUGUCAAAAUAAGAGCUGAUGUAGAAGUAUCCUGUUUCAAUUUUGAGGGAAUCGACGCAAUAAAACGUGCUCUGAAGCGAGGAAUUGCUUGUUCAACAGAAGAAAUGCAAAUAUCAGUAAAUUUAAUAGCACCGCCUACAUAUGUGUUAACGGUGACUACGCUAGACCACACAGACGGGUUGGCAGCGGUGAACAAAGCUAUGGGGGAGAUAGAAGAGAGCAUCGAGGAGUCAGGAGGCAGUUUCAAAGUGGUCUCUGAGCCAAAGGUAGUGAACAGGGCGGACGAUUUGGAGUUUGCGAAGCAGUUGGAGAAAUUGGAGCAGGAGAAUCAAGAGGUGGCCGGUGACGAUUCCAACAGUGAGGGGGAGGAGACAGACUCAACUACAGGGGGAGGGGGAGGGGCUAAAAUGGCUAACGGGAAAGGAGACGCUGCAGAGGAAGAAGAGGAGGACUGAAUUAUUUGUUACUAGAUCCGUGAUGAGAUUAAUUGUUCAUUGAAGUUAAAUUGCAGCGGACCUUCUAAUUUUCUUCAGCAGGUUCAGAAAUACCGAAUCCAUGGUUGAAACUAAAAACAACUUGGCCAUUGGCUGUACAAAUUCUGUUGAUUACUCAACUUGAAGUAUGUCAACAAUGUUUUUUUUUUGCUGAAAUCGAACGUUUACAAAUGGUUCUGCUGCAGUUGGUCUGAUAAAUGUUUUAAAUUUAUUGCUAUAAUUACUGGCUUGGCGAUUCUUUUCCAAGGCAUAUUGUCGCUUUUUUCGCGCUUGCAUAACGCUUUCUCGU
Molecule: messenger RNA, 1351 nt
Organism: Symsagittifera roscoffensis
Lineage: Eukaryota; Metazoa; Xenacoelomorpha; Acoela; Convolutidae
Product: eukaryotic translation initiation factor 2 subunit 1-like
Exons: 6
Coding region: 4-1023 (339 amino acids)
Biological process (GO): translational initiation
Cellular component (GO): eukaryotic 48S preinitiation complex; eukaryotic translation initiation factor 2 complex
Molecular function (GO): translation initiation factor activity; RNA binding; ribosome binding
Source: RefSeq, a predicted model, not a curated record